Molecule: messenger RNA, 2109 nt
Organism: Thermochaetoides thermophila DSM 1495
Lineage: Eukaryota; Fungi; Ascomycota; Sordariomycetes; Sordariales; Chaetomiaceae
Product: DNA replication licensing factor mcm5-like protein
Exons: 4
Coding region: 1-2109 (702 amino acids)
Biological process (GO): DNA replication; DNA replication initiation; double-strand break repair via break-induced replication
Cellular component (GO): MCM complex; nucleus
Molecular function (GO): single-stranded DNA helicase activity; DNA replication origin binding; single-stranded DNA binding
Source: RefSeq, a predicted model, not a curated record
AUGGAUCGCCAGUCCGUCUUCAGCACGCGGCUGUACUACGACGCCGCUAGCGAGCGAGGGGACACAAAUCAGCAAAUCCGCCAGCAGCUCGAGUCCUUCAUCCUCGACUUCCGUCUCGAUAACAGCUUUAUUUACAGAGACCAAUUGCGUGAAAAUGCCCUCCUCAAAAAGUACUACUGCGAUGUCAACAUCGGUGACCUGAUCAAGUUCAACGAGGAGAUUGCCCACCGUCUCGUCACAGAACCCGCGGAAAUUAUUCCCCUGUUCGAGGCUGCGCUCAAGCGGUGUACACACAGAAUCGUCUACCCUACAGAUCCCGAUAUUGAGCUUCCUGACCACCAGUUGCUGCUGCACUCCAAUGCCGAAGAGGUCUCGAUCCGGAGCUUAGACUCCAUGACCAUCUCACGCCUGGUCCGGGUGCCCGGUAUUGUCAUUGGCGCAUCCGUCAUGUCGUCCAAGGCAACCGAGCUUUUCAUCCAGUGCCGUAACUGCGGCCACACAAACCGGGUCCCCGUCCAUACUGGCUUCACCAGCGUGACUCUGCCCCGCCAGUGUGGCCGAGUCAGAGCUCCCGGUGACCCGACGGAAAAGUGCCCGCUUGACCCUUACUUCAUCGUGCACGAGAAGUCUAAGUUUGUCGACCAGCAGAUCAUCAAGCUACAGGAAGCCCCUGAUCAGGUCCCCGUCGGUGAGCUGCCGCGCCACGUUCUGAUCUCGGCCGAUCGCUACCUGGUAAACCGGGUCGUGCCCGGCUCGCGCUGCACCGUCAUGGGCAUCUUCUCCAUCUACCAGAACAAGGGCUCUAAGAGCUCGACCGGUGGCGCGGUCGCCAUCCGGACCCCUUAUCUCCGUGCUGUCGGCAUCCAAACCGACAUUGACCAGACCGCCAAAGGGCAGGCAGUCUUCUCAGAAGAAGAAGAGCAAGAGUUCCUGGAGCUCAGCCGGAAACCAGACCUCUACAAUGUGCUGGCUGACUGCAUCGCCCCAUCAAUCUAUGGCAACCGCGACAUCAAGAAAGCCAUUCUGUGCCUUCUCAUGGGCGGUUCCAAGAAGAUCCUCCCCGACGGCAUGAAACUCCGUGGUGAUAUCAACGUCCUGCUCCUCGGUGACCCCGGUACAGCCAAGUCCCAGCUCCUCAAGUUCGUCGAGAAGGUUGCCCCGAUAGCCAUCUACACCUCCGGCAAGGGCUCGUCAGCCGCCGGUCUGACAGCCUCGGUGCAACGCGACCAGUCCACACGCGAGUUCUACCUCGAAGGCGGCGCCAUGGUUCUUGCCGACGGCGGCGUAGUCUGCAUCGACGAGUUCGACAAGAUGCGUGACGAGGAUCGUGUCGCAAUCCACGAGGCCAUGGAGCAGCAAACCAUUUCCAUCGCCAAGGCAGGCAUCACCACCAUCCUGAACGCCCGUACCUCCACGACCAUCCUGUCCCGUUUCGAUAUGAUCUUCAUUGUCAAGGAUGAGCACGCGCGCGACCGCGACGAGCGCAUCGCUAAGCACGUCAUGGGCAUCCACAUGGGCGGCCGGGGCGUCGAGGAACGCGUGGAGGCCGAGAUCCCCGUAGAAAAGAUGCGUCGCUAUAUCAGCUAUUGCAGAUCGCGCUGCGCCCCCCGCCUUUCCGACGCCGCCGCCGAGAAACUCUCCUCCCACUUCGUCGCCAUCCGCAAGCAAGUCCACGCGGCUGAACUCGAAGCCAACGCGCGCUCCUCCAUCCCCAUCACCGUGCGUCAGCUGGAAUCCCUCGUCCGCAUCACUGAGGCUCUCGCCAAGAUUACCCUCUCCCCCGUCGCAACUGAAGAACACGUCGACGAAGCAAUCCGGCUAUUCCUCUGCUCGACCAUGGACGCAGUCAACCAGGGUACGGGCGGCGGGCCGGGAGGUGGUGUCCCCGGUGGUCGGGAGCUGAAUGAAGAGGUUGCGCGGGUGGAGGCUGAGUUAAAGAGGAGGUUGCCGAUUGGGUGGAGCACGAGCCUGGCAACGUUGAGGAGGGAGAUGGUGGAGGGGAAGGGGUUUAGCGAGGCGGCGUUGAAUCGGGCGUUGAUGAUUCUGCAGCGGAGGGAUACCAUUAUGUUUCGGAAUGGCGGUGCUCAGGUGUACCGAAAUGGUGCCUGA